UGAAGAGCAAGGGCAGUUUUGAAGUUGUGUUGUAAAAUGUUAGGUUGUGUGGAUGCUGGGGUCGACGUUUUAUUCAUAUUGUUAGGGUAUGAAGUCGAUUAGUAGUGAGAACAGGCUCAAGUCGUAGUUCUGGUUGAAACGGUGCUGCUGGAUUAUUAAUACCAAACUGGUUUUGGAGGAGAUCUGAGGCUUACUACUGAUUGGACAUUAAAGUACAAGUUACAGCCCACAACCGUAUCUGAUUUUAAACAGGUGUACAGGCCCAAAUUUAAAAACUGUAUUCAAGAAUGGCAGAUACUGAUGACAAAACAGUUUCAAGUGGCGCCAGCGAUCUCACUGAUGCACAAGCAGAAAAUGAAUCUUUCCCACUCUCGUCACUGGCUAGUCUAUUUGAAAAUGAGGAAACCAGCCCCAGUAAUGACUUAUCACGAGCCACACAUCCUGCUGAAAAUAAGCAGAAUCUCAGAACAAAGUUCCAAGGAGCCUUUAAAAAGGGAAUGCCGAACCCUAUGGAUUUUAUUGAGUCUUAUGAUUCUCCCGUAGCCCCAGCAGCCAAAAAAGCUCCCAUGGACUCCCUGUUUGAUUAUGGGACAUACCGUCAUCAUCCAGUAGAGAACAAGAGGAAGAGGAAGAAAAUCAUCACAGACAAGAAUCAGAAUGGAAAAGACCUUGCUGCAGAACGACCUCCAGCUCCAGCCCCUCUCAAAAUAUUUAACAGACAUAUUCUCACAGAUAUUAUAUCCAGAGGAUGUGCAGAGGAACUUGACGGUUUACUUGACUUCUUACAGGCUAACAAGAAGCGCCUGACAGAUGAGGAAUUUCGAGAACCUUCCACAGGAAAAUCUCUUUUGUCAAAAGCCCUGUUGAACUUGCAAGGUGGGAAGAAUGACACUAUUCCUGUUCUUGUGGAUAUGAUUGAGAAAACAGGCAGUCAGCAGGAGUUCAUCAACACACCUUUCCGAGAUGUUUACUAUAGAGGACAGACAGCAUUGCAUAUCGCUAUUGAGCGCCGCUGCAAGCAUUAUGUCGAACUGUUGGUCGAAAAGGGAGCCGAUGUCCAUGCACAGGCAAGAGGACGAUUCUUUCAGCCCAAAAAUGAAGGCGGGUACUUCUACUUUGGUGAAUUACCACUAUCUCUUGCUGCCUGUACAAACCAGCGUGACAUGGUAUGCUACCUCACCGAGAACCCACAUAAGAAAGCUGAUAUGCGUCGCCAGGAUACGAGAGGGAACACCGUUCUUCAUGCAUUGGUUGCCAUUGCUGACAACAAGAGGGAGAAUACUAAAUUUGUCACAAAAAUGUAUGACUUGCUGCUUAUCAGAUGUGUUAAAUUCUUCCCAGAUUGUAACCUGGAAGAUAUUUUAAAUAAUGAUGGGCUGUCUCCACUCAUGAUGGCAGCCAAACUAGGCAAAAUUGGGGUAUUUCAGCACAUUAUACGCAGGGAAAUAACAGAUGAAGAUGCUCGCCAUCUUUCUAGGAAAUUCAAGGACUGGGCAUAUGGACCCGUAUACUCUUCACUGUAUGACCUUUCUUCAUUAGAUACAUGUGGGGAGGAGGCCUCUGUUUUGGAGAUCUUGGUAUACAACAGUAAAAUAGAGAAUCGGCAUGAAAUGUUAGCUGUGGAGCCAAUUAACGAACUGCUGAGAGAUAAGUGGCAGAAGUUCGGAGCAGUUUCCUUCUAUAUCAGUGUUGUGUCCUACCUCACUACCAUGGUGGUCUUUACCUUGACUGCUUAUUACAGGCCAUUAGAUCACAAACCUCCAUAUCCAUAUAAGGAAACAAAAGACUUCAUACGGCUAGGUGGGGAGGUCAUCACCGUUCUCUCUGGAGCUUUAUUCUUCUGUACUAAUAUAAAAGACUUAUUUACGAAGAAGUGCCCUGGAAUUAAUUCCUUAAUUACUGAUGCAUCUUUCCAGCUACUUUACUUUAUAUACUCUGUGCUUGUGUUAGUCUCAGCUGCGAUGUACAUAUCGGGCAUCGAGGCAUAUGCUGCAGUGAUGGUCUUUGCUCUAGUUCUUGGCUGGAUAAAUACACUGUAUUUCACAAGAGGGGUGAAGCUCACAGGAACGUACAGCAUCAUGCUUCAGAAGAUCUUGAUGAAAGACCUCAUUCGAUUUUUGUUGGUAUAUUUUCUGUUCAUGAUUGGAUAUGCUUCAGCUCUUGUGUCACUGAUGACCCCUUGCCCUGCUUGUUCUGAUGGUAGUACAAACUGCACAGUGUAUCCAUCCUGCAGAGACAAUGGCACCUUCAGUUUGUUCCUGAUGGAUCUCUUUAAACUGACUAUUGGCAUGGGUGACAUGGAAGCAUUAAAAAGUACCAAAUACCAGGAAGUGUUCAUCAUUUUGCUGGUAACAUACAUCAUCCUAACCUUUGUGCUUCUCCUAAACAUGUUAAUCGCCUUGAUGGGGGAGACUGUUGGACAAAUAUCAAAGGAGAGCAAACAAAUAUGGAAACUGCAGUGGGCUACUACAAUCCUGGACAUCGAGAGAGCAUUUCCAGUGUUUCUAAGAAAGGCUUUCCGCUCUGGUGAAAUGGUGACAGUGGGGAAGAAUUCAGAUGGUACGCCAGAUCGAAGAUGGUGCUUUAGGGUGGAUGAAGUCAACUGGUCUCACUGGAACCAGAAUCUGGGAAUUAUUAAUGAAGACCCUGGAAAGAAUGAGGAAAUGUACCAGUUCUAUGGAAUUUCUCAUACUGUGGGGCGUCUACGUAGAGAUCGCUGGUCAAGUGUUGUCCCUCGUGUUGUGGAGCUUAAUAAAAAUCCUAAUACUGGAGAUGUUGUGAUACCAUUGGACCAUGCAGCAGCGUCACACUACUGUGAUAACAAAUACACGGACUCACAAAACUGGAAACGGGAUGAAACGGUCAUCUGAUGUGGGGUCUCUUUCAAACCCGAAGGAGGAUGUGACAGGUUAUGGAGGAUUAUUUCAGUGCCUUGGAUGGACACACUUUUUUAAUAUUGCAGUAUUGCAAAUUUGCACAGGAGAACAUAGUGAGAAUCAGCUGGAACUGCCAGUUGCAUUUUACAUUCCUUAUGUCUGGAAAAUCUUUACAGUCUUUAUAGCCCCUGCGAGUCCAGAGGCCAUUCAGGAUGACAAAAAGAAUAUGUAAACAGCAUGUGAAGGUGGAUCAAAGCUGAUGGAACUUUUUAUUUUAUUAUUUUUUUUUUUUGCGUUUAGUACUUUUUAAUUUGUAUUUUUUAGUAGACUGGAUAUUUAUUCCUUCAUCACGAAGCAUUUUUUUCUCAAAUCAGACUUGACUACUGGUAUAGUCAUUUAAUUACAGAACAGGUGUUGCUUGCAGUUUAAACUUUAUGAAUCGAACACAAGGAAAUUAGAGCAGUAUUUCCAAAGGGAGGGCUGGAACUUAAAUGACUAGCUUUCUCCACUGUAUUUUGUAACGCAUAUAAAAAGCUACAACUCUGCCGUAAUUUACACAAGAAGCUCUUAAAUGUACUCUCUCAUGCCAAAAGAAACUUGUAAACUGCACAAGGAACUCCUUUUUUUUAGCAGAGUUCAGCUGAUGAGACAGAACACAUGAAUGAUUAGUGUUCCCCUAAGUUCCUUGCAUAAUAUUGCAGCUGUUCCUCAGAUUAUGGCAAACGGUAUUACAUACUGCUGAUAUCCAUGGGUUACGUAUUUGGAACAGGUGUCUCUGAGUAGUACUAUCUGCAGCCUUUCCUUUAUAGCAAGGGUUUUUCCAUGCUACAUUCCUCUUAUCUCCUGUCUUAAGUGGUGGUCUUAAUUCUUUUAUUUUUCCAUUCUUUUUUUCUUCAUAAUAUGACAUGGUUAAGGUUUUUUUUUUUUAUAGUGGUCCCACUUGGUUUAUAUUUACAUUGCAUCAUUAGGUGCAGAGAACAGUCGCUGCUGAGUCAUUUUAAGUACUGGAAUUAAGUUAAUAUGAAACAAUGAGUGGUCACAUCGUUUGACUAGUAUUGACAGCAAAAGUAUGAGCCAUACUGUCAGGCUGAAUUUAUUUUGCAUUUAAAAUAAAUGAUACAGCUGAUUAAGAAUAGAUGGGGCCAGAUUAAUAUCUGGAGAUGCUGAAAAGUCUUGCAUGGGCUACCAAAGCACAGAUAAUUAAACGUAAAUCUGCAGUGACAGUACUUGCUAUUAUUACUAAGCAGGGGCAUCAGUGGUCAUAGGAUUUAAUGGCUAUCUAAAUAUGUAGACAUAAAGAAUUAGCGAUUACAUGCUUAUUCAGCUGUGUAUUACUUCACAUUCCUUUAAAUGAUGAAGUCUCCCACUAAUCAUUUAGUAAAGGUGUGAUAGAUCAUUGCUGCUUUGUGCAGGUAAAAGUUUGGUAUCUGCAGUACAUUAUAGGUUACAUAUAGAUGUCUGCUGUCUGCAAUCUGUCAGGAACAAAGACAUCACAACCACUCAGUUGUCACAUUGCCACACACACACACACACACACACACACACACACACACACACACACACACACACACACACAGACAAUCCACUAGUGCACCACUCAAACCUUUCCUCCAUUAAAUCACAGAUGAUUGCUGAUGAAAGCCUCAUAGGUUUACUUGUCCAAUCGCAACAGUAUGCCAACAUUCAGUACAAAACCCAUAUGAACAGCAGAUUGGCUGCUCACAUUCUUCUGUUCUCAUGCACGUGUAGCAAAAGAAACAGAAAGUUAUUCAGUUAUUCCAGCAACCCUUAUCUCUUUCCUAGCUCAGUCACAUGCUGUUUCAAGAUGCAGAAGAACUACAAAUUACAGAAGUUGCUCCUGACUCUCCAGAGCACACAGCUCCUAAAACACAACAAAACCCAAACACAUACAUGUAUGGGGGUGCUCCAUCCCUUUAUACUCCGUUGAUAUGGUAGCUUUUUCCCCACUCCUCUUACUUAUGCACUAGCAUCAUAGUUGCACAACCAUUACUAUAGCACAAAUAGCAUUUUAAUGCCAUAGUCGAACAUUGAAGUUUCAGCUAUAGCAGUUCAUUAGGGACAGUCAACUGAAAGUCAUCGUUAAUAUCAUCAUCAACCUCCUUUUUCCCAUUUUGUGCAAGGGAUCAGGGUGUCAUGUACUCAGAAAGCAUCUAGUACUUUAAAAAUUAUUUUAAGAAUUAAUUUGGAAACCCUGCCAGUGACAAUUUUCCUUUCACAGAUGUGCAGAUCUCGUAAUGGCCUUAAUGUUAAUAUGUGAUGCACAUCAGAAUCCCAGUUAUAGAUGUAGGCAGAAAAAGCCAAAUGGCUACCUGAAAAGCCUGGCUCAGAAGACACUCCAGUAAAAAGGAGCAUUGCAUUCUCAGGUGCAUAAUGCCACCAGCAUUCGGAUUUUUGAGAAUUAAUGUUUAUUAGUUGCAUUUUUUUAUUGCUGUAAUUUCAGGCACAUAACUUCAUUUAGUAGAAAUCAUGUCCUGUCAUAUUGCUUGUGUGUAUGCAGUAGUGCAUGCAAUAAACUUUCACUUUCUAAAUUAAGUGAUGUAGUUUUUAAGCAAAUGGAGGAAAAUCCUUAAUUGUCAUUGUGUAUUUUGAUCAUGUUUAGUUGUCCCAUAAAACUAGGAUUUCAGUUUCAGUAAUAGUCAGGACUUUAUUCCUACACAUCAUGAAGUUUGGCAGCUAUACAGUGAAAAUGCUGGUAGAGAUUAUUUUUUGCUGCCUUGUAGAGUCUGGCUUCUUCUUUACAGUCUGUAUAAACAGAAAAUAGUACUUCCAUAACUUUUCAGUUUUUCUUUUAAAAGGGCAGCAAUUUCCCGCAACCUUGUCGUAUGCCUCAUGGAUCCACAUAGUCAUACCUUUAUGAUAAUG
Messenger RNA from Protopterus annectens (West African lungfish), 5759 nucleotides. RefSeq names its product transient receptor potential cation channel subfamily V member 4 (gene TRPV4). The transcript is spliced from 16 exons. Gene Ontology annotation, biological process: osmosensory signaling pathway; calcium ion import across plasma membrane; actin filament organization. The record is from RefSeq and is a predicted model, not a curated record. NCBI's taxonomy places the organism in Eukaryota, Metazoa, Chordata, Ceratodontiformes, Protopteridae. Bases 288 to 2870 code for a protein of 860 amino acids. Gene Ontology annotation, cellular component: membrane; cilium. Gene Ontology annotation, molecular function: protein binding; calcium channel activity.